This is a messenger RNA of Huiozyma naganishii CBS 8797, 1350 nucleotides long. Its product is annotated as putative alanine--tRNA ligase. Lineage: Eukaryota; Fungi; Ascomycota; Saccharomycetes; Saccharomycetales; Saccharomycetaceae. The record is from RefSeq and is a predicted model, not a curated record. Bases 1 to 1350 code for a protein of 449 amino acids. The transcript has a single exon. Gene Ontology annotation, molecular function: ATP binding; aminoacyl-tRNA ligase activity; Ser-tRNA(Ala) deacylase activity. Gene Ontology annotation, biological process: regulation of translational fidelity; tRNA aminoacylation.
AUGACCAUCAAAGCUACAAUUGUUGGUGCCUUGGCAUGCCAAAGAAAUUCUUUUCUAUUUGACGGGUUUCGUACCACAGUGUUAAGUUGCGUUGAAGAUUCCAAGACCAAAAGAGACAACGAUAAGCACGAUUAUCUUAUAGAACUACAGGACACAAUCUUAUUUCCUCAGGGUGGUGGCCAGCCAACAGAUACAGGGUAUUUAAAUGUAUUGGCUGAUGGUGACAAUAUAAAGGAGACCGUAAAAGUGUCUUCCGUGACCAGGAAUGGGUUACAUGCAAUCCAUCACGUCAAUGAAUACGUCGAGCCUGGGACAGCUGUAUCUGUAAUUGUUGACAAAGAGAAGCGGUUGGAUUACAUGCAGCAGCACACCGGCCAACACCUGUUAAGUGCUAUUUUGGAACAGAAGCCGUAUGAGUUGAAAACUCUCAGUUGGGCAAUGGGUGGUAUUCCUACCGCGAAGAAACCACAGUUGGAACCAUUUGAUUAUUUCAACUAUAUUGAGAUCGGCAGGGCAUUAUCCCCCCAAGAGAUUGAAGAUAUCACAGAGACAGCGAACAACUACAUCUCAAUAAACCCGUUGCCUAUAUCUGUAUUUGAAAGAGCACCAGACAAACAUGAAGAGGUUGACACAUCUAAAAUUCCUGAUGACUAUAAUUUGGAGAGAGGUGUAUUGCGCACAAUUCAUAUUGGAGAGCUUGACUCAAACCCAUGCUGUGGCACACAUUUGAACACUACGGGCCAGAUCGAGUCAGUGUGCAUCUUACCGAACCAAACAUCAGUGAGAGGUACGAAUUCAAGACUACUCUUUAUGUGUGGUUCACGAGUUCGGAAUUUCGCCAAAACCUCGUCGGACAUCAUUACCAGUUGCAAGACUGCGUUGAGUUGCACAGAAACUGCAAUCCCUGACAAGAUUGCCAAACUAAAGGACCAGUUACAGCAGUCUAAUAAGAGGGAGCAAUUCUGGAUUAAGGAACUGGCACCCAUAGAAGCGUCUAGAUUAGCAACAUGUCUGUCCAAAACUGGCAAAGCAUACAUUUCCAAAGACGCUUUUGGGUCACUGGAAUUCUUGCUGCAAGUGUACAAGGAGCUCACGCCGCUUCUGGAAACGGCCCCGAGCAAUUACCAAGUGGUGCUAUGUGGCAGGGAGAAAAACCAAAUGGGUUCCUUGCUGAUUGUUUCAGACUCUGGAGACACAAUAAGCGCGGUAGCCAAAGACAUAUCGGGCUUAGUGAAGAAUGUUAAAGGUGGUGGGGGCAAGAAGGGAGGGAAAUGGCAGGGCAAAAUCACAAACUUUAGUGACGCUGAAUGGAUUGCCUUGUUAGGAUAUCUCGAACAAACUACUGUAUAA